CCGGUAAAGGUGGCGUUCACGGGCUCUGUGACAUGUUCCAGCGUUAGGCAACUUCUUUCCACUUAUUUCUAUUCAGCAGCUCAGUUGUUUUCAUUCAGUAUAAAUGGCAGAGAAGCACGUCAAGCCCGACUUCAGCCAGUCUCAGGUUUCUGAGAUGGUGCAGAGGCUCUACAGGUUGACCCCGUCCAAGGUUCACCCGCUGCCCGGCUAUGAUGACCAGAACUUCUACGUGGCGUCUGCCGAGGGUGGCGAGUACGUCCUAAAGAUCAUGAACUCGGAGGACAGUAAACACCCCACCCUGAUCGAGAUGCAGAACUUCACCAUGUCCUUCCUCCACCAGCACGGACUUCCUACUCAAACAGCCCUGCCCAACACAUCAGGACAGCUCAUGGGUCUGGAAGAAAUGGAUUGUGGUUAUGGCUGUCAGAAGUACCUGGUGCGGAUGUUGACUUAUUUACCCGGGACCACUAUUUCCAAGGUUCCUUUAACGCCACAGUUACUGUAUGAAACUGGCAAGACGGCAGCUAAAAUGGACCAAAUCCUUAAAAAGAUGGAACACCCAAAUCUCAGCGUACUGCAGAGGGAGAACUUCAUAUGGAGUCUGACCAACAUUUCCCUCCUGGAGGCGUACAUGAAUUUAUUCGAUGGCGAUCCUCUUCAGGAGGUGGUGAAGUCGGUCCUUCAUCACCACAAGACCUCCGUGGCCCCCCAACGCUCCAGUUUCCGCAAGUGCAUUAACCAUGGCGACUUCAAUGACCUGAACGUGCUCGUGCAACCUGAUGAGAGCGAUGGCUACAGGAUUUCUGGCAUCCUUGACUUUGGGGACAUGAACGACGGCUACUACAUCCACGAGCUCGCCAUCACCAUCAUGUACAUGAUGACGGAGCACCCUAAACCCGUGGAGGUGGGUGGACCCGUCCUCGCCGGGUGGGAAAGCGUCCUUCCCCUCAACGAGGCUGAGAAAGAUUGUCUGUAUUGGCUGGUGCUGGGCCGCUUCUGCCAGUCCUUGGUUUUAGCUCGUCACUCUGUGUCCUUACAUCCGGAGAACGAGGAGUAUCUGACGAUUACAUCCAGGAGGGGCGUCUUCACUCUCCGACAACUCUGGGAGCUGGGAAGGGAGCAGGUGGAGAAGGUGUGGUUUCAGAGUGCUGCUCAAUUCAGCGACAGGAAGUGAGGAAUAUGUGAAGGAAGAAGUACAUCAGGUGAUUCCACUGAGCCAAAAUGUGUCCAAAUCAAACAAUAGAUAGAAGUGUUUGUACCGUAUGGUGACAGUAAGUCAUGUACUGUAAAGCCAGCGUUUAGACAUGAAGAGACAAGUACCGUUUAGUAAAUCACUUCAUAUGUAACUCAGUGCUUGUAAUUAGGAGUUCGAACUUGAACUGAGCAAUCAUUGCCUCUAAGAUACUGAUUACGAUUAAAUAAGUGCCUACAUU
Messenger RNA from Stegastes partitus (bicolor damselfish), 1433 nucleotides. RefSeq names its product hydroxylysine kinase, tandem duplicate 2 (gene hykk.2). The record is from RefSeq and is a predicted model, not a curated record. Gene Ontology annotation, molecular function: amino acid kinase activity. NCBI's taxonomy places the organism in Eukaryota, Metazoa, Chordata, Actinopteri, Pomacentridae. The coding region runs from base 104 to 1174 and encodes 356 amino acids. The transcript is spliced from 5 exons.